This is a messenger RNA of Closterium sp. Yama58-4, 3711 nucleotides long. Lineage: Eukaryota; Viridiplantae; Streptophyta; Zygnematophyceae; Desmidiales; Closteriaceae. The record is from the annotation of a GenBank genome assembly.
AUGCGGUCGUCGUCGAGCCGCACGAAUGGAGGAGCAGCCGGUAUGGGCUUCACGUCGCCGCGCGACGCCGACGCGGCCGAGGCACGGCGGCUCCAACGCGCCGCGCUGUUGCAAGCGCGCGGCGGGCCUAACUCCAUGGAGAAGCGAUUCCUGCGCUUUAUAUCGGCGGGAACCUUCCUGGAUUCUGCCACCCUGAGCUCCGUCGCGCCCAUCCUCCCGGGCUACGCGCGUCGCUUCGGCCUGACACAGCACGCCGUGACGCUGCUCCUCGCGGCGCGCAACGUCACGUCCGUGCUCGCGUCGCUCCCCAUAGGCGUGCUCCUUCUCUUAAUCUCCGUCCCCACCAUCUUCGCCGCGACCUUCUCUCUCUCCACCCUAGCCUCUCUCUCCCUCGCGUUUCCGAUCGCGGGGGCAGGCUCACUCGCAGCUGCCCUGGUGCUUCAGGGUGUCGCCACCCAAUCCGUGCGCAGCGUUGGACUUUUUUUCGCUGCCCGGGUUUGCGGGUCAGGCGCGUCAUUGGACGAGGUGGUGGACCAGCUCGCGCAGAAGGGCAGCGAGGGGCUGCACAAACUUUUGGGCUCGGGCAGGCUGUGGACUGCCCGGGGCAGGACGUCGUUAAGCUCGGCCGGAGCAGCAGGAGGAGGUUCGGCAUCCGAAGGUCUGUUCGUGGUUCGGAGCGGCGACCAGGUGUUCCGAUCCGCAGCAGCAGACUACUCCCUCACAGGCACCCACUUCCCCACCGCCUUUGCCGACGGCAUGGACGGCACCCCCUCUGGAUCCUCCUCCGCAGCUUCCUCUGCGGAGGCGUCUCUCCUAAUCGGUGUCAUAGGCUCGUUGCUGGGGUGGGCGUCGCUGGGGACGCUCAUUGGGCCGCUGUUUGGCUCGUUUGCCUACCAGUACCUGUCUCCCUGGAUCGCGUAUCUGGGGGGCAAUGGGCAGGUGACGGUAAAUUUCGAGGCGCUAGGGGUAGAGCCGCCACCAGAACCUUCCGACCUGCCCGACUCGUUCUUUUCGUCGUUUGCGUCUCGCCAGGAUGACACUUCAGCUCCGACUAGUGCUGCUGUGGUUUCAGGCGCUGUUGAGGAAGCAGGCGCUGCCGGCACUGAAGCAGAAGCAGAUGCGGAGUGGCACGAGGUGCCCCUGUCAGGAGACACCACCAUUCCCGCUGCUGCUUCAGCCCUGAGCCAUGACCCGCACUCACAUGAUGAAAGGCUUUGGGGAGGAGCUGGGCAGGUGACGGCACCAGUGGCAGCACCAGCAGAGGCACAAGACGCAGUGCCAGCGGGGAUGAGUGUGGGAGGUGCAGCAGCUGGUGCAGCGGCAGAGCCUGCUGACAUGAUCGAGCAGGCUUUCAAUCUUGCCGUGCAAACGCUCUCCUUUGGAGCCCUUGAGGCCACCCUCCCGUUCUUCCUAGCGGACACAUGCGACGCCGGACCCGCUUCUGUCGGGCUGGCGUUUGCGCUCAACGGAUUGGCAUACUCGUUUGUAGCAUAUGUGUCUGCGCACGCGCAUGCGACUGCGCAUCUGCACGUGCAGGCCCGCUUACACGCCCAUGCGCGGGCGGCGCUCUCGUCGUUUUCGGCGUUUUUUACGUUUCUUGUCGCGCUGGCUUCGUCCGUGCUGCUCUAUGUGAGGAGUUUGUCGCCAGGAGCGACGAAUUCAGUCGGAAUGACGAUUCUAGCGUGGACGCUUCCGCUGCUUAUGAUUCAGGAGUUAUCGUGCAGUGCGGCCCGCGUUCCACUGUAUUUAUUAAUGGCGGCGAAUGGUGUUGGUUACGCUCUUACGGAGCUUCCGAGCUUUGCCUCUUUGGUGUCGGCAUUGGAGAGUGAGGAAGACGAGGAGCGGAAUUUGCUUGAUAGUGGGUAUGCGCGGAGCAGCUCAUAUGGGGAACGGACUGGAGGAGAAAAGCAUAUCGAUGUGGCGGUGUUGGUUGCUUUGUAUAAUGGUGCUGACGGCGCGGGGGAUCAUGCGAGGCCGUCGACGGGGCAGAACGUACCGCAGUGGUACUACCAGGACUGGGCUGGCGAGCACGGACCUCGGACGCUCCUCCAACUAACGCAGGCGCUUCAAAAGGGUUAUUUCACCCCCGACCUCCUGGUUCGCAAGGAGGGCACACAGCGGUGGCACACGCUGAGAGACGUGCUCGACCUGCGACAGCUGCUGCGCGCGCGGAAACACGGGCAGGCGGCCCCUGAUGCCUCAGCAACAGCAUCAACAGGGACACCCUCACGCACAGCAGUGUCCUUGGAGGCCGCCACUGCCGCGUCAGCAGCUGCUCUGGCGGGGAUCUCCCCGCGGAGAGACGGGUCCCCUGCUGGCGCCACGUCAGCCGCCGCAUCAGCAGCCGUGCCAGUUGUCAGCCUGAUUCCUGCAGACGACCCCAUCACGAAUCUGUUCAAGACGCCUGGGCAGGAGUGGUUCUACGUGGACAUGCAUGGCGAGGUGCAGGGGCCCUUCAGCUCACAGAAGAUGCAGCGCUGGUGGACCAACCCCCUCUAUAAGGACCACUUCUCCUCGCUAAAGUGCCGCAGAGGGCACCAUGGUGAGUUCCGCCUGCUGCCUGAAAUAGCAGAGGAGGUGGCAGCGAGAGGGCCUCCUCCGGAAUCACCCAAGCAACUUGGGUAUAGAGACCCUGCUAGCGCCAAGAAGGCUCCAAAGAGCGAGCGGUAUGUGCGGUCGGGAUCACGCAAGGAGGAGAGCGACCUGGCCAAGGAGGUGGAGGAGCUGAAGCAGCAGGUGGAGCGACUGGAGGUGGAUAAUGAGGGGCUGCGGAACUCACAGGAGGACACCUUCAUUGUGAGUCCAGUAGGAGAUUUCUUGGAUGUAUCCCCUAGGACUGCCUGCCUUCAUUGCAAGGCUGUGAGGCGUGCUCUUGCCUCUAGGCCUCUCUCUCGUCUCGAGGUGGACUCACAGGAGCAGCAGGUGGAGCGACUGGAGGUGGAUAACGAGGGGCUGCGGAACUCGCAGGAGAACACCUUCAUUGUGAGUCCAACGAGUGUGCUUUUGGCUGUGAGAUUACCUCGUUGUAAGAGCACACUGCUUGUGCACUGGCCUGUCGUGUGUAAGGAGGUGGAGGAGCUGAAGCAGCAGGUGGAGCGACUGGAGGUGGACAAUGAGGGGCUGCGGAACUCACAGGAAGACACCUUCAUUGUGAGUCUGCUGCGUAUGCAAGUGGAGCGUCUGCUGCAAGAAAAAGCAGAGCUGGCAAGAGAAGUCACGAUGCUGAAGCGCGAGAAGGAGUCUCUGCAGGAGCUGCUGCAGUACGCGCAGCAGCUUGACAUUGCAGAUGAGGGCGUCGCUGAUGAGCUGAUCGCCGACGCAUCCCCUCCCCCUCUCUUACACCCCGCUCCCCUCAUUGCCCCCUUGUCCCCAACCCCACCCAACCCCCUUUUCCCCUCUCUUCCCGCCUCUCUUCCCCCUCUGCAGCUGCGUAUGCAAGUGGAGCGCCUGCUGCGAGAAAAGGCAGAGCUGGCGAGAGAAGUAACCAUGCUAAAGAGAGAGAAGGAGUCUCUUCAGGAGCUGCUGCAGUACGCGCAGCAGUUUGACAUUGCAGACGAGGGCGUGGCUGAUGAGCUCAUAGCGGGCGAGGAGGGCGAGGGCAUGGGCGGGAACGAGUGGGGGGCGGGCGAGGGGGACCGGGCCACAGAGGAGUGGUUCCAGAUGCUUGAGGCUGCUUCCCAUAAGAAUCCCAACGGCUUAGAGGAGAAUUAG